Molecule: messenger RNA, 603 nt
Organism: Huiozyma naganishii CBS 8797
Lineage: Eukaryota; Fungi; Ascomycota; Saccharomycetes; Saccharomycetales; Saccharomycetaceae
Gene: PRE1
Product: proteasome core particle subunit beta 4
Exons: 1
Coding region: 1-603 (200 amino acids)
Biological process (GO): proteasomal protein catabolic process
Cellular component (GO): proteasome core complex; proteasome core complex, beta-subunit complex; nucleus
Molecular function (GO): peptidase activity
Source: RefSeq, a predicted model, not a curated record
AUGGAUAUUCAGCUGGGAAUCAGGGUGCGCGACGGGGUGCUUCUGGCGACGUCGAACGCGGUGACGCGCGGGAUCUCCGUGCUGAAGGACGACGACGACAAGACAAGGCGGCUGGCCAAAGGUGUCGUGAUGAGUUACUCCGGAGAGGCGGGGGACACCGUGCAGUUUGCAGAGUAUGUGCAAGCAAACGUUCAAUUGUACGCGAUGCGCGAGGGGGCGGACUUGUCCCCCUCCGCGAUCGCACACUUCGUCCGCCUCGAGCUCGCCAAGUCGCUCCGCUCGAGGAAACCGUACCAGGUGAACGUCCUAUUGGGGGGUGCCAGUGCCCAGGGAAGUGGUACCACGGCAAGCACACCACACCUGUACCAGAUUGAUUACUUGGGGACGCUCGUGGAACUGCCCUACGCGGCACACGGGUACGCUGCCUUCUACACGUUCUCGCUGCUGGACAGACACUACCGCGAGGGCAUGACCCGCGAAGAGGGCUGGGAACUGCUCCAGCUGUGUGUCGACGAACUCAAGAGACGUAUACCCAUGGACUUCAAGGGCAUCACCGUCAAAACCGUCUCUGCGGACGGCGUCGUCUCCGCGCAGAUGCAGUGA